AUGCUCCCCCGCCGAAUUUGCGCAAUCAUUGGCACCACCGGCGUCGGCAAAUCAAACCUCUCCAUCGCCCUCGCAAAGGCUCUGAACGGCGAAUGCAUCAACGGCGACUCCAUGCAAGUCUACUCCGGAAUGCCCAUUAUCACGAACAAGAUGCCCAUGGAGGAACGGGAAGGCGUGCCGCAUCACUUACUAGGUUUUCUUGGAAGGGAGGAGGAGUAUCUGGUUGGGGGGUUCGAACGGGAUGCUAGGGGUGUUGUGGGGGAGUUGGAGGAGAAGGGGAAGAUGCCGGUAUUGGUGGGUGGUACACAUUACUAUACUCAAUCACUCCUCUUCCAGCAGUCGCUGGUUUCAACAUCCACCGCGACAUUUACAUUCUCAGAAGACGCAGCAUCGCAUCCACACCUUACAGAUCCUACUGUACCAACAUCAACCAUCCUAUCCCACCUUCGCUCUCUAGAUCCAGCAAUGGCAAACCGCUGGCACCCAAAUGACCGCCGCAAAAUCCUCAAUUCACUCAGAAUAUGUGUCAGAACAGGUCGUCCUCACACCGAAAUCCUAAAGGAACAACAUGGAGACAGCGUUGAGAUGGAUAAAAAGAGAUACGAGAAGACGCUGAUUUUCUGGGUAUACUCGAGAACAGAGGAGCUUAACCAACGACUCGAUAACCGUGUGGAUGCGAUGAUCACCCAAGGUCUCUUCGAAGAGAUCCGCGAAUUGUACGAUUUUGCGCAACAACUUGCCGCACGAGGACGGGAGCCUGACUGCACGAAAGGUUUAUGGCAAUCCAUCGGAUACAAAGAGUUCCUUCCCUACCUCUCCUCGAAUCCACCUCUCAACUUGGAUGAAGAGACGGCAGAGUUGAGGGAAUUGAGAGCAAAGUGCACGAAGACCAUGAAAGCCUCAACACGGCGGUAUGCGAAGACACAGAUCAAGUGGAUCCGACAUAAACUCCUUGCGGCGUGCAAGAGUGCGGGUAUCCCGGUCUACCUCCUCGAUGCCACAGAACUGAACAAAUGGAACGAGACAGUUCGUGAUCCUGCUGUGUCAAUAGCCAAAUCAUACUUCGCCGGCGAAACGGUUCCUGAACCUGAUUCGUUGUCAGACCUUGCAAAGGAUAUGCUUGUCCCUGUCCAAGAACUCGAUAUGGCACGGCAACCAUCUCGCUGGACCCAGAAAGUUUGCGAGCUAUGUUCAGAGGCAGAAGCAAAGACUGUCGCGAAAACUGGCAAGGAUCCAGAAGAAGCUCAGGUCGUGAUUUUAGGUGGCGAAGAAGAAUGGAAGAAACAUAUCAACUCGAGAGGACAUAAAUUGCGAAUCAAGGCAAAGUCAAAACGCGAGCACUUUGAGAGGUGGAAGAGGGAAAAGGCAGCAGCGGAGCGGGCUGCAAGAGAGGAAGGCGAGAGUUCCGAGAAGGAUGAAAGUCCAUAG
Saitoella complicata NRRL Y-17804 is the source of this 1428-nucleotide messenger RNA. Its product is annotated as tRNA isopentenyltransferase. Bases 1 to 1428 code for a protein of 475 amino acids. The transcript is spliced from 2 exons. Gene Ontology annotation, molecular function: tRNA dimethylallyltransferase activity; ATP binding. NCBI's taxonomy places the organism in Eukaryota, Fungi, Ascomycota, Saitoellomycetes, Saitoellales, Saitoellaceae. The record is from RefSeq and is a predicted model, not a curated record. Gene Ontology annotation, biological process: tRNA modification. Gene Ontology annotation, cellular component: mitochondrion.